Molecule: messenger RNA, 1277 nt
Organism: Hordeum vulgare subsp. vulgare (domesticated barley)
Lineage: Eukaryota; Viridiplantae; Streptophyta; Magnoliopsida; Poales; Poaceae
Product: phosphatidylinositol N-acetylglucosaminyltransferase subunit C
Exons: 1
Coding region: 219-1124 (301 amino acids)
Biological process (GO): GPI anchor biosynthetic process
Cellular component (GO): membrane; glycosylphosphatidylinositol-N-acetylglucosaminyltransferase (GPI-GnT) complex
Source: RefSeq, a predicted model, not a curated record
CUGCUCCUUCCACGCCGCCGCCCUCACGCUCUCCCGACGCGCCGCCUCCCCGCCCAGCCAUCCACCCAAGCAUCCCCCCUGCGGCGCGCUCCCUUGGACUCCGGCGACAGCAUGGCCGAGUGACCACGGCGAAUCAGGGGUGCGAAUCCGGACCCCGAUCUGGAUCGAUAGAUCGAUCAAAUCCGGUGGCAAUGGGUAAGGCAUGGUAGCGAGGAGGCAUGAAGGGCGCUGGAAAUCCGACCCUCUGUCGAACAAAGUGGAGAAAAGUAGCCUAUGGGGGCAUGCAACCGGGCUACGAUGAUAACUACACCGACGACUCCUUCCUCGAGGAGAUGGUGAUGAAUGCUAAUGUCGUCAAGAGGGACUUCCUGAGAGUGAUGGUCGACUCGGUCUCCAUUUCCCAGUACCUCUGCAUAGUCGCCCUUGUGGUUUCGACAUGGACGCAUACACUGAAUUUGGCCAUCGACGAGAUCACUCUCUUGAAAUUCGACAUUGGUCUGCUGCUUGUUGGGUUCUUGGUCCUCCUGCUCACCACCAGCCCGUUCUCGCUGAAUCUACUCUUGAAGUAUGUCCUCAACAUAUCAUUCUUCACCAGUGGCCUCUAUGUUCUGGCGCCAAUUUGCCAUACCCUCACCAGGUCCAUCAGUUCAGAUUCGAUCUGGGCGCUUGCUGUGUUCCUUCUGCUGGUUCAUCUCUUCUUGCAUGACUACUCUGGCUCGACUAUAAGGCCUCCAGGUGCACUCAACAACCCAAAGCUGACCAGCAACAUCUCCUUGAACGCGUCGAUUGUGGCGUCUGUUCUUGUGGCGUCGCGCCUGCCGUCUUGGCUGCACGUCUUUGCAAUCAUGCUCUUCUCAUUGCAGGUCUUCCUGUUUGCGCCGCUCGUCACAUUUUGUAUCAAGAAGUACUCCUGUAGACUCCAUUUGAUAUUCUCCUUUGCUCUCAUGGUCAUGACCCUGGGCGUCACGUACCAGCUGCAUCGAAUGCUCUUCAUUUUACUGCUGGCACUCGUUGUUUUCAUCUCGCUUGUCUGCCCCUACUGGCUUAUCAGGAUUCAGGAGUACAAGUUUGAGAUCAAUGGCCCCUGGGAUGAAGCUAAACUCUGCUUUGAUAUAACUGAAUGAAUAGCAGCACUAGGCUUAAUCAACAAGUUACAUGUGCACAAGAUUGAUUUCACUGUAUGUAUCUAUGACUGAUGUACUGCUAGUCUCUUUUGCAAGUUUCCAUGUGUAUGUACAUACUCUUGACUUAACUUGUUUUGCUACUGCGGCUCUAAA